Messenger RNA from Schistosoma mattheei, 3290 nucleotides. The record is from the annotation of a GenBank genome assembly. NCBI's taxonomy places the organism in Eukaryota, Metazoa, Platyhelminthes, Trematoda, Strigeidida, Schistosomatidae.
AUGACUGACGCUGAAACGAUGACUGAUCCAAUUGAAUCACCGGAUAUUAAAUCCACGCUUCCUCAGCAAUCGACCGAUUCAGAUGCAGUUCUACUGUCGACUCUUCAAAAUGAAAUUGCCCGUUUAGUUAAAGAAGUGGUUAUCUAUCAACAACGUAGUGAAAAUUUAAAAAGUCGUUUGGAUACAGCCAAUAAGAAAUUAUCCGAUUCAAAAUCUAAAGCUGCUGAUGAAACUAAAUUAUUACAACAAACUUUAGAUACACAAUCGGAGAAAUUAUACAGUCUAGAGUCUGAGAAUAGUCGUUUAGAAAAAGAAUUAAAAGAUGUAUUACAGAAAGCUGAAAUUCAUCAUCGAAAAUCUGAGGAGGCUGAACACAAACUCACACAGCGUUUGGAGGAACUAGAAGUACUCCGACUAGAUAUCUCAUCUUUCAGGAGCAAAUGUGAGGCACUGGAAAAUGGAAACUCUGUACUUCGGGGAGAGAAAGACAUUCUAACACUCAAAUUCGACGAAUUAAGCAAUAAACAUUCCAGUGUUCUGUCCGAAUUGUCUGCAUCUCAAUCACAAUGUAACGUACUUCGUAGACAAAUAAGUGAAUAUGAUGAUCGUCUACGUCAAAUAAAUGAUCAACAUCAAAUUGUUGUAGAUGAUAUGAAGAAUCAGUUAACAUCAUUAUUAUAUAACCAUGAAACAAAGGAAAAAUCACAUAUCAAUAUGAUAAAUACAUUAGAAGCUAAACUAGAAAAGUUAACCAAUGAAAAUAAUGAAUUAAAUAAAUUACUUAAACUACAUGAAAGUGAACUAGAACAUUUACGUACUGUUGAAAAAGUUACAGUAAUUCAAAGAACUAAUGAAGAUAAAUUUAUGCAAACUGUCGAUGAUAUUCAGAAUAAUGAUCCUCAAACUGAUGAUGGCGAGUCAAGCAGCAUUCAUUAUGAAACCAUUGUUAAAAUGAAUGAUCAUACAGGCCAAACAGAAUCGGAUCAAUUUAUUAUUAAGUCUAGUGAAUACAAAUCAUUACAAAGUCAAGUUGAUCAUUACAAGUCAGCGUUAGAUGCCACUGAAUCAAUGCUAUCUAAAUUACAAACGUCCGUGAAUGAAGAAGAAGCACGUUGGCACAAAGCAUUGGAUGCUGCAAAUAUUGAAAAUGAAUUGUUAAAAACGAAAUCAAUUAAACUUGAAGCUGCUUUGAAUGAAUUAAUAGAAGAUCGUAAUACUUUGACAACGACUAUCGAAGAGCUUCGUAAAAACAGAGAGUUUAAUCAUUGUAAUCUGAUUGAACCUUCGACUGAUAAUUCUCUGACAUCCAUCAGUACGGAAAAGAAGUUGAACAAUUCGUCAUCCAUUUCACCGUCACCGUCCUCGCCAUUAUCAACAUCAGCGACAACAACUGAUGAUGCUGAUGAACAAAACAUGUCCAAAUCCGAAUUGAUACGCCUAGUUGCUAAAUUACGUAAUCUUGUUGAAGUGGAACGUAAUGCAUUGAAACAAGAACAAUCAUUAUCAGCCGAGUUAAGAACAAAAUUAAACGAUACCGACUCACAUGAUGAUCAGAAUUAUAAAUAUUCAAAUAAUAAUUGUUCGGACGAGAACACGUGCUUAAUUAAUAAUCCUACAGAAACUAUAGAAAAUGCUAUAAACUGUCAUAAUAAUUCUGAAACUGAUGAUGUCAAAUCUGAACAAUUAAACAAUUGCUUUGAUGUAAUAUCAAAAAUUCCAGAUUGUAUUCCUCAACAUGAAAUAUCGUCGAAUGACAGUGGUUACAUUGUUCUAUCCAAUGGUAUACAUAAGGAAUUAAAUGGACAAACCAAUCAUGAUCAAAUUGAUAGUAAUAAUGCUGAUGAUAAUAAUUAAUAUGAAACUGCAAUAUAAAUAUGAGUUUUUCUAUCUAUAUGUUUUUCUUUUCUGUUCCUUCGUUUCUGAACUUUUCUGUUUGUUGCUUUCUUUCUUUAUUAUGUUAAUUUCACUUACAGUCUUCUUUCAACUAAUGUUUUGCAAAUUUGUAGUCAGGUAGGAAAAAGUAUAAAAAAAUAAAAGAGAAUCGAGAUAAUUAAUCUCUUCAUUUUAUCUAUCUUCUUGUUUCCUUAAUGAUUUGUCGUAUAUUUGAUAAUUUGGGAUUUGUUGUAAUAUUUAAUAUUGGGUUUAUAUUCUCUCUCUCUCUCUCUGUGUGGACAGUUUUGUGAAACGUGCGUGCAAUGUUUUAGGCGCACCUGGUGAUUACUGCCACUUGUGAAAUUAGUUAUAUUUAUAAUUUAUUAAAACAAUAAUUGAUAUUGAAUUAUACUCUUUCUUCAUUUGAGUACAGUUAAAUGAAAGAGAACAUAUCUAGUUAUUGCAUAGGUGAAUUUAGUCUACAAAAAGUUACUUUGUAUUUCUGGUAUAUUUUCUGUUGUUGUAAAUAAUAUUUUUUUGUUGCAAUCUAUCAAUAUUUACUGAAGUGUGCUCAUUCAGAAUUCCUUAUGGUUGUUUAUAUUCACUAUAUAACCAUUAUACACACGGUAAAUUGAAAACGUUUAAGUAGUUGUAUACGAAAAAAAGAGAUAAGUCAGUUUCACAUACUGACUGAAAAUAUACUGCAUUCUAUUGAUCAUCUCUCCAAAAGUGCCUUGAGUUUUUUUUUACAAACAGUUUUAAAAUAUCUACUUCACAUGUUUGUUAUCUGAGAGAUAUAACGGGAUGUUUACAAAGCUUUCCUACUGUAAUACUACUGGUCUAAAAUGCUUAGUGUUUUCUACUGUGGUUAUUUUGAUUGUAAUGAUGAUUAGUUGUUAUUCAUUAGGUGAUCAGACAUAUGAUCCUUGUUGUAUUCAUUUCUUUUCUUUAUUUUCCUCUAAACAUCCAUAUUUUCGUUUCUUUUUUUAAAAAUAGUGAUUUUGUGUGUUUUUUUCUUAAAUUUAUGGACACGAAAAGCAACUGGAACUAAUUUGUCUGAGGACUUCAUCACUUUUCUCCCUGUCUUUAUUUACCUUUACGUUAAAUUACUUGUGGAUAGGCUUGAAUAUUUAUCCUUUUUUUCUUCCACUUCGUUUUUUAUUCGUUACAUUCUUUUGCUCGUAUAUUUUUACACUUACUUGAACAUUGAUAAAUUGUACGUGUUAUAGCUGAGAAGGUUAAUCAUAAUUAAAUUAACUUUUGUGCUAUAGUUUAGUAAUGACUGAAAAGUUCUAGUGUGAUGUAUGCUUCUCUUUAUAUUCUUCAAUUUCUUUUUCGUACUCUAUGUUUGUGAAAUCAGUAAAUUUUGUAAUAAAUUUGUUUGUUUUUUUUGCUGAAUGAAAUAAUUUAUUAUUUUA